Molecule: messenger RNA, 321 nt
Organism: Kwoniella shivajii
Lineage: Eukaryota; Fungi; Basidiomycota; Tremellomycetes; Tremellales; Cryptococcaceae
Exons: 2
Coding region: 1-321 (106 amino acids)
Biological process (GO): mitochondrial outer membrane translocase complex assembly; protein insertion into mitochondrial outer membrane
Cellular component (GO): mitochondrial outer membrane
Source: RefSeq, a predicted model, not a curated record
AUGCCUAUUCCCUUCCCCACGUCAUCAGUAAAUACACAACACUCUCAUUCACCCGCUUCAACCUCAUCCUCAUUACCUUCAUACCCUUCUUCACUGGAUUCAGAAUCGGACGCAUCAUCAGACACAGACACGGAAGCAGAGAUAGAAGCUUUGAUUCAAGAAGAAUGGGAAGAGUCAUUGAGACAAUUAGAGUUAGUGGUUAGUAUAGUCGUAUUGCCGACUAUAGGUAAAUGGUACGGUAGAAUGUGGUCAUAUUGGGCUUGGGCAAGGUAUCAACGUCUCGGCGUACUUGGAAGAGCGUUUUUCGGUUUGAGUGUGUGA